Messenger RNA from Mycena citricolor, 3359 nucleotides. The record is from the annotation of a GenBank genome assembly. Lineage: Eukaryota; Fungi; Basidiomycota; Agaricomycetes; Agaricales; Mycenaceae.
CAAAACCUGCCGCACAUGCGUGAUGUCGAUGUGAGCUGAUGACUCCUUGCUGAUCUCGACUUCCCUCAACAAGAUGGUUGAUUCUGACGGUUCGCCGCUGAACACCACGUAGCGACAAUCACCGCUCGAGGUGGGGAAGCACGUUGCCUGUACCCAUGAGUUGAGAUGUAGGGAAAGCGCCAUCAUGGAUGCGGGCAUGGAUACAAAAAGACGGCCUCGGAUUCCGCUCUCGCACUCAAACUGCUCUCGCUAUGCGACUCGACCCGCCCUGUCUCCUCACUCUCUUCCAUGUGCUUCCGAUUCUGCUCGCGCUGCUCGCGGCAGGCGCACACGCGCAGACGAUCUCGUAGGCGGGCCCACUAAGCAUGCGCGGGCCGUACGUCGUCGACGCAACCGGCAACCGCUUCAAGCUGCGCGGGGGUAACUGGCACGGCGGGAGCGGAACGUAUGGGGGUAGUGGGGACUGGAACGUCGAUGCGAACCACCACGCUGGGGAGAAUGCGUCCGCGCUGUUUCUCUCUACGCUUCGGUCGCGCGCUCAUUCCAUCGCAGCCGCACAAUGCCCCUCGGACUACAAUACGUGCCUAUCUCGCAGAUCAUCGACUCGUUCGUGGAGCUCGGCAUCAACACUAUCCGGCUUCAGUUCUCGAAUCAUGGUCCACAACACGACCGUCGGGGAUCCGAGCUGGGUCGCUGCGAAUCCACAGUUUGCGGGGAUGACUGCGCUGGAGGUUUACGAUGCGGUUGUCGACGCGCUUACCGCGCGCGGUAUCGCCGUGAUCCUCAACUACCACACGAAGACCAGCAUCUGGUGCUGCGGCGUCGACGGGAACGAGUGGUGGGACGAGAGCCAGUCGUUGGAUGCCUGGGCCGCGGAUUGGGUAAUGAUGGUGAAAAGGUAUAAGGACAACAAGCGCGUCAUAGGGGCCGAUCUGUAUAAUGAGGUCCGGCGUGACAUCCUGACCGAGCCUAACUGGGGUGGAAACAAUAAUGCCGACUGGUGGCAGGCGUCACAGCUGGUCGCAGAUCGGAUCCAUCUCGUCAAUCCCGACAUCCUGAUCAUCGUCGAGGGCAUCAACUGGGUUGAGCUCCCUGUCAAUGGGCUCCCGCACAGCCGACCGACGCUGAUCCCCAUCGCCCAACUCUCACAUACGACGCUCGUUUCCCACACGUCAUACACGGGCCCGAAUCACAGCGGUGCCACAGGGAUCGGCGAAACGACGGAUCCACGCUACCGCGACUUGUCGCGCGGCGAUCUCUUCGCGGUACUCAACUCGUCCGCCUCGUAUGUCGGGCUGACGGCGGACAUGCACUUCACCGUGCCGGUGUGGAUCAGCGAGUUCGGCAUGGAGGGCCGCGCAGACACGUUGCAAUCGGAAAUCGGACUUUGCGUUCUGGCAGAACUUCAUCGACUACCUCGUGCAGACGGAUGCGAACUACGCGUUCUGGCCGCUCGUGGGGUACCUCAACAACGGCCAGAGCAAUGGGGCGACUUCAUCCAGUCGCUCUAUGCGCGCAUCCACCUCGGGGACUGGGACAACGGCGCGUCCAAGGCCAACUGCCCUGACGGCCAGCGCCUCAUCGGGCUCUCGCACGAGUCUACGCGGGGGCUGUGCACGGACAACGCUCUGGGCAACCUCGAGGCCACGCCGCAUGCGACCGAGGUCGUGUUCGACGAGCGGCACGUCACCACCGACUGGGCGAGCGGGUACACCAAGUACACCUGUCCGGCCAACUACUACGUCAUCGGAUGGGCGAUCCGGGGUACCCAAGUCUCGACGGUGAUGUGCACGCAGGCGAACAUCGGCAUCUCUGGCUCCGGGCGCACGGUGUGGAUUGACAGGGGCGACAACCGUGCAGACACCCUUGGUGGUGAUUUUGCGAGUGGGCAGUACAAGGGAAGCUGUGCCGCAUCCGAGGUCGUGGCCGGCAUGGCUUUCACGACGCGCGACAUUCCAGGGCAGCGGUUCGUACGUCGUGUUCGACUGGGGAAGGAGCUUGGGGGGAUCCUGUCGCUGACGAUCAACAACGCGACGGCCCAGUCGCAGUUCUCACUGUCGUUCACCGAGUCCGCGGAGUUCAUCAGCCCGCUCAAGUUGGACGACUCGUGCCAGCCCGCACGGCUGCAGAACUGGGACAGAAUCCAGACGUUCCACGUGCCGCGAGCCACGGGGCUGCUGACGCAGACCGUGGGACAGCAGCGCGGCGGGUUCCGCUUCCUGACGAUUGUGAGUGCGAGCGCGGACCCGCUGACGAUCUCGAACAUCUCGCUGGCGAUCACGUUCAUGCCCCACUGGGAUGAUCUCAGGGCGUACCCGGGCUACUUCUUUGCACCUGACCCCGGGUUCCACGACAUCGACUUCCUCACGAAGAUCUGGCACUAUAGGGUGCAGACCAACACAAUCCCUCCCCACACGGCGCGACAGGAGCCGUGCCCAGCAGGAGGUGGCUGGUCCAACGAUGCCUUGGGAGGAGCUGCCACUGGGCCUAUCCUCGUCGAUGGUGCAAAACGCGACAGGAACAUCUGGCCAGGCGACUGCGGCAUCUCCACACACACGGAGCUCGUCGCGCUGAGCGACAUGGAGCCGACCAAGAACUCGUUGAUGGUGAUGUUCCGCACGCAAAACCUGACGACUGGCGCGCUGCAGUACUCCGGGCCGCCGCUGAACAACCAGGGAAGCGACACGUACAUCUCGUGGUCGCUCAUUGGGACGCACAACUACUUCCUGUACACGGGCGACCUCGAUUUCAUCAAGUCUGUCUGGGCGAACUACACCAAGGCGGUUGGCUUCCUUGAGGGCCAGGUGGACUUGACCGGCCUGAUGAACGUCUCGUCUGCGCUCUCGAACGACUGGGGCAGGGCCAGCGGCGCCGGACACAACUCUGCGGCAAACGCGUUGCUUUAUCGCACGCUCGUCACCACGGCGGACCUGGCGACGCAUCUCGGCAAUGUCUCCCUCCCCGCCACAUACCUCGCCAACGCGACCAAGAUCAAAACUGCGUUCAACAGCCUGCUGUGGGACGCCGCGGCGGGCCGGUUCCGCAGCAACGACCUGCCGAGGAGCAUCCACCCGCAGGACGGCAACGCGCUCGCGGUCCUGUACAACCUCACGACAUCGGACGCACAGAACAAGGCCGUGAGCGCCGGGCUGAUGAAGUUCUGGACGCCCAUCAGGCCGUGGCUUCGAGCGCAUUUUGUGGCCGGCAAGGGCGAGCGGGCAAUUGAUCUGAUCGAGCGCGAGUGGGGGUACAUGCUGGAAACCAACUUGAGUGUCAAGUCGCCGCUGCUAGAGGGCUUCUCGGCCAACGGAUCGCUCGGUCGGCUACCUGGGGUCUUGAUCAUUGCGUCAAUCAUCUGA